UCAAUUCCUGCACGGGCAGCCAAGCCAGAGAGACUCAGAGAGACCCUCUUCUCCCUGACUUCCAGGUUUCCCAGAGAGCACCUGGGCCGAAGGCCUGGAAAUUGAUAGGCACAAGUACUCUGUCCCUGAACCUGCCUUUCCCGCUCCUCCGGAGGAGCUCAGUUCCUUCCUUCCCUUCUCUUAGCAUUGCCCAACUGUGCUUGCGACCCUGCGGAGGACGUGUGUUCUCGGUCACCAUCAUCUCUCUAUUUUGUUUCAGAGAAGUGUUCAGAAGCAGGAUCUGAUCGGAAACGCCAGUAACAAGUCCACUAUUCUCCCGGAGCUAUGGAAAAAUCCCCACCAAUCGCCUCCACAAUCAACCUGGAGGAGGACCUCACUUGUUCCAUCUGCCUGGAUCUUCUUGAGGACCCCACCUCUCUUGAGUGUGCUCACAACUUCUGCUCCACUUGCAUCACUGAUUACUGCAGCACAGAGACCCAGGAUGCCCAGUGUUCAGCACAGCCCCGCUGUCCCGAGUGCCGGAGUCCUUUCCAGAGGGACCAGUGUGUGCCGGACACUCGACUCCGGAGUCUGGUGCAGAAGUUUAAGUCCCGGCAGCAGAAGAUGCUGACGUUUUUCCAGGAGGCAAAGGAGCCCAAGGCACUGAAGCUGGUGGACUGCUGCCCCUCAGAGGGCCCCAUCCUCAACAUCGACGCUCUGAAUCACUGCCUGAGGAACCCCAAAGUUCAGGACACCCCUGUCUGCCUUAUCACCGUCCUGGGGGAGCAGCGCACAGGGAAGUCCUUCCUUCUCAACCAGAUGCUCCUGGCGCUCAAGGCGAUGGAAUCUGGCCAGGACAGCUGGAGGCCACAAGGAGGGGAAGACCUGCAGGGCUUCCAGUGGGGAGGAGGAAGCGACACCAUCACAAAGGGCUUGUGGAUAUGGAAUAAGCCAUUCCUGCUGAAGAAGAAUGAGGAGAAGGUGGCUGUGUUCCUGUUGGACAUCGAGGGAUCCAUGGCCCUGGACGAAUGCAAGGAGAGCAAUGUCAAGCUGUCGGCUCUCACCAUGCUGCUUAGUUCCUACCAGAUCCUCAACGUCUUCAGAAUACUGAAAGAGGCAGACCUGGAGUAUCUAGAGAUGUUUCUCCAUGUUGCUGAGACGAUAGGAGAAAUCUGUGGCAUGGAAGCAGUCCAGCACUUAGACAUCUUAGUUCGUGACUGGGGGUACUCAGAAGAGUUUGGAUGGGCGCCGGGGAAGGCAUACAUGAAUGAUAUCAUCCAAAAACAGAAACGGAAACAUCCCAAGGUCUGGAAGAUGCUACAAGAAGCCCGCACCCAGUGCUAUCUUCUGCCCUUCGCAGGGAAGAAUAUGGCAACCAAAAAAGGAGGAAACACAGCUGACAUGGAUGCCGAAUUCUGCAGCUCUCUGCACGCCUACGUCAUACAUGUGUUGGAGUCGGCCAACAAUCACGCGAAGAGAGGCCAGAAAGGCCCGCUCACCGGAAACCAGUUAGCUACGGCGAUUGAGGUACUCUCCGACCUAAUGAAGCAUGAGAAGUUUGGAUUCUCCUCCCCUGUUGAGAUGGCCACUGACUUCAAAAACCGGAUGCUGCAGAAGAUCAAAGAAUUUGAGGAGAUUAUGAAGAAGGAGAAGGCCAUUCAACAACACAACCUGGACCUGAAGCAGAACAAGUUCAAGGAAUUUGAGGAGUUUUUAGGGAAGCAGAAUGAGGCCACAAAGCCACUGUUCUCUGCCCUCCGUAUCCGUCCAAACACCAUGAAGGCAUGCCUAGCCAAAGAGAGGGACAGCAUCUUGGCCUCCUUCUCUGAAGCCUACAUAGGCAAGGACCAGAGAUGGGCCGUGGAGACCCUCCAAGAGAAGAUCCAGGCCAAGGAGGAGACGUUCUUGAAGGCUUAUUUCAAACGUUACUGUGGUCACGUGGCAGCCGCGGGCGGGACUGCAGCUGGGGUGUUGGCCCUGGUUGGAGCUGGGGUGGGGGCUGGUGUGGCAGCAGCUGUCGUGGCAGCUGAGGCUGUUCCACUGAUGUCCGCGGGGAUUGCGGGGGCUGUAGGGGCUGGAGUGGGGGCUGGGGUGGGGGCUGGGGUGGGGACCGGGGUCGGAGUUGGGGUGGGCCAGAGUAGUAGGAGGGCAGAGCAGCAGAAUGAAGAGGAGGAGGAGCUUCUUGAUGCCGAAGAGUUGUGA
Messenger RNA from Ornithorhynchus anatinus (platypus), 2181 nucleotides. RefSeq names its product RING finger protein 112-like. Bases 325 to 2181 code for a protein of 618 amino acids. Lineage: Eukaryota; Metazoa; Chordata; Mammalia; Monotremata; Ornithorhynchidae. The record is from RefSeq and is a predicted model, not a curated record. Gene Ontology annotation, molecular function: GTPase activity; GTP binding. Gene Ontology annotation, biological process: protein homooligomerization; endoplasmic reticulum organization. The transcript is spliced from 14 exons.